Messenger RNA from Vespa mandarinia (Asian giant hornet), 1376 nucleotides. RefSeq names its product peptide deformylase, mitochondrial. Gene Ontology annotation, molecular function: peptide deformylase activity. The record is from RefSeq and is a predicted model, not a curated record. Gene Ontology annotation, cellular component: mitochondrion. Gene Ontology annotation, biological process: peptidyl-methionine modification; N-terminal protein amino acid modification. Lineage: Eukaryota; Metazoa; Arthropoda; Insecta; Hymenoptera; Vespidae.
CUUUAGAACAGGUUAGUAAACAUGAAGUUAGUAUUGUUAACGUAACCUAAAUCGUAAUCGAGUGAUAUAAAAUUAUUACAAAUAAAUAUUAAAAACAAUGUUGAAAAAUAUUGUUCCUGUUAAAACGAUAUGUUCGACGUUUCCACCGUGGAAAAAUGGAAUACGAUCGUUUUUUAAUAUAAGAAAAAUAAAACGUGCGUUUAAACGUUAUUUUGAUCAGUCAGGAACUAAACCUCCUUAUUUUCAUAUUACGCAAGUUGGUGAUCCUGUUUUGCGGGCGCCAACUUUGCCGAUAAAUCUCGAAGUUAUUCAAUUGUUUCAAUUUCAAAUGGCCAUAAAACAAAUGAAAGUAAUUAUGGAAAAUUAUGAUAUUGUUGGAUUAUCUGCUUGUCAAAUUGGUUUACCAUGGAAAGUUUUUAUGAUACAAGUUACAGAAAAACAUUUAAAAGAAAUCGGUGAAAACUUGGUAAAAAUUCGUGAAAUGGAAGUGAUACCGUUCCAAGUAUUUAUUAAUCCUACCAUUCGUACUAUAAAUCAUAAAUUAGUUUCAUUUCCUGAAGUAUGUGCUAGUGUUCGAGGUUACUCAGCAGAAGUAUCUAGAGCAAGAGAAGUUGAACUUAAGGCUAUAAAUGAUUCUUCCGAAGAAGUUACAGUCAGAUUCAAAGGAUGGGGAGCUAGAAUCGUUCAACAUGAAAUGGACCAUUUGAACGGAAUAUUAUUCACGGAUAAAAUGGAUAGACGAACGUUUUCUUGUUGUUGUUGGAAUGAAGUGAACAAGCAUAAAGGAUUCAUUGAGAUAAGAUUCGAUUCGUAAAAUUCAUAUGAAAGAUUUUGAAGAAAAUAUAUAGACAAAUAUAUAUAUGAUACAAUUAAUAGCAGAAUACACGACGUUAUAUGUAUAUAAGAUAACAAUGCGUAUACAUCUAUAUUCUGCAUUGCUUUUUCAUUGGACACAUGUAUCGUACCAAUGCUUUUCUGAUAUUAUCUUUUUUCUUUUUUCUCUUUUUCAUCUUUUUCUUCUUUUUAUCUAUGUAUUUACUAGAAUCCCAGAUUUUAGGAGAGAGAAAGAGAGAGAGAGAGAGAGAGAGAGAGAGAUAGGGAGAGAGAGAGAAAGAGAGAAGUGAUUAUCAAAUCUAUGACUUAUUAAUCUUACAUAGAGUUUCACACAUUUUUUUGUCGAUUAUUCUCUCACGAGAUCUCAUAUUUCAUUAUAACAUCAGAAAUGCAUACAUUGUGUAAUGUAAUUUUACAUACUGAUAGUAUUUAUUUGAAAGGUAUCGUUCAUUCGAUAAAUUUGAUAUAUGAAAUUAAUGAUCUUCCUUCCUUCAUUUGUUUUUUCAUCUUCUUUAGGAUAAUUGUACAACAGGUAGAAAGAU